Messenger RNA from Vanessa atalanta (red admiral), 2794 nucleotides. RefSeq lists its product as uncharacterized. Gene Ontology annotation, biological process: chemotaxis; neuronal signal transduction. The transcript has 6 exons. The coding region runs from base 400 to 2676 and encodes 758 amino acids. Gene Ontology annotation, cellular component: rough endoplasmic reticulum membrane; nuclear membrane. Gene Ontology annotation, molecular function: microtubule binding. NCBI's taxonomy places the organism in Eukaryota, Metazoa, Arthropoda, Insecta, Lepidoptera, Nymphalidae. The record is from RefSeq and is a predicted model, not a curated record.
UAUUUUAUGCUUCGACUGGUGGUCGUGUAUUUGUGCGUUGUUCGUUUGUGGUUCUAUAUUAAUAUAUUUUGAUAAUUUAAUAAUUAUGUAUUAAGUCAAUCACUAAUAUUUUAUAUUAAUCCAACAUAUUGACCGUAUUUUUUUAUUGUGAUUAAAAAGUUUAUGCGUGUGAUCGACCUUCCCAUGUAGGAAAUCUAAACCCGGGUUUAUUUCUGAAAAAAGGCAGUGAGUGCAUUUGUUCAUUCAGUAUUGAAGUUAUUUAAAAAUACUCAUAGAUUAAAGUUAAUACAACGCUUAAAUGGCUAUACUUUAAUUGGAACUGAAUACGAAUCAAUCUUGUAGUUCGUUGAGGACACCAAUGGAUAUUGAAUAGUUGCUUUGCCGGGCCACCGCCUCAAGAUGAUGGUGGAAACCAUCCUCGAGUCCUCUCAGGACUUUGGCAUGUCGAACGGGGCUCUACCGCAAUGGAAGCGCGAGCUUCUUCAGAGACGGGCGGCUCGGGCGCGUCCACCCAUGGCUCCCUCGGCCCCCGUCCCUCCGCCACCGGCGCCUCCCGCCGACGAGGACGAGGAGUUGCGCUACGGGCCCGGCAUCGUCAAAAGACUUAAAUCCCGCUACUUGAGCCUCGCUCUUCGCGAAGCUCCACGUCGCCGUCCCUCGGUGCUCCGUCGCGCCGCCUCGCUCGAACACCUUCUGGACGAGCGGCCGCCGCCUGCGCCCCGGCCGCGGCCCGCCCGCCCCGUGUCUCUGGCGACGCCCUCGUACGCCGCGCUCUCUGCUCCGCCGCCGCGCCGCGACUCCGUGAAGCGUGCUCGCUCCGUCGACGCUCUCAGCCGGCUCGACUCUCGCGAUGACACCAUACCUCAUAUUCCGCUCCAGCCUCCGCCUCAACCGCCACCGCCGCCUCCUUCGCCUCCUCCGCCACUUCCGCGCUCGGCGCGUCCGCCUCGACGUCCCACUCCGCUACUGCGCGAAACGGAGCGUCCUCCUGCCGACGUAGUCCGGUCGACGCUCCGGAAAUUCGAGUCCGCUCCGCCGCGGAGGACGGCGCCGGCCGCACGCGUGUCUGCCGUUCUUCGUGGCUUAGAAGCUUUACCGCGUAGUUCCACACCGGAACCUCGAGGCCGGUCCCCGAGUCCCGCAGCGGCCGACCUGUCUGCCAUCGAUGAACCGGAGGGGGUCGUCGUUUCGGUGCCAUGUGAAACCAAGCCGGUAUCUCAAGCUGCACUCGAAGGAAUCGCUCGCGCCGGAUCAUCGGUACGUUAUUCCUUCGAGGCGCCUAAACGUGGCUCGCACCUGCCGCCGGUGGCCGCGACGAACCCCGUCAUGUUGGGCAGGGCGCGACUGUCCGCCUCGCCGCGUCGAGUCGGCGUCAUCCGCCCGAUGCCCGCGCCGACGCUCGACCGGUCGAUCUCCUCGCCGACUCCCGCUUUAGACGACACUGACGAAAAAGACGACGUCCAACGAAUCGCAUCACCACUGCCAUACGAUGAUGAAAAUAUCACAAAAAAAGAUUCGCCGCCCUCUGCUCUGGUCGAGCCGAUAAUUCGUUCGACGCCCGACGAGAGCGCUCCGAUAUCUUCCCAAACAAAUUCGAACUCGGUCGCUCCCGUUAUCCGUGAACUGACUCCAGAUGCCGAACCUAAACCACAACCACAACAGAAGCCGCCGCCACAGAUAGAUACGCCGAAGAUUCCACCGGCGAAGACAUUGGUAAACGGUCACGCUACGCCACCCAAACCGGUGGAGGUUAAAACCAAAGGAGCGCUGUCUCGGAUCGGCGCCGCCGGCAUCGAGCGCGCGUGGACCGGCGCCGACGAGAAGAAGAACAACGUCGUGGCGAAGGAGAAGAAGGACAACGGCGAAGUCAAGAGUGGUGUGGUGCCGUGGGCGCGCGGGGCCGCGGGCGCGGGCAGCCCGGCCAGCGGGCGCAAGCCGCGGGCCCCGGCGCCGGCCUCCACCUCCGUGGUGUUCAACUUCUCCAACCGCAAGGAAGUCCCGGACUACAUCGAGAACGACGGCAUCAUCUUGCGCGCAAACCGACGGAACAGAUUCAAGGCGGGUGAAGCGGGCAUCGUGGUGCUGCGGCCCGAGGCGCUGGCCGCCGACUCGGAGUCCGAAGAGGAGGACGCGCGGCCGCCGUCGCCCUGCAGCGUGAGGUUCGUCAACGACAACGUGCUCAUCAACGGACGGUCCUCCAUGGCCGCGAAGAUCUGCAGGGACAGAGCUGCUAAGUUGAAGCUACAAUUUGACGAUUCUUUGACGCGCACCUUCGAGUACCCGUCGGAGACGUCGCUGUGCGAGGACAGUCCUUCGCCCACCGCUCUCACCAACGCCAACAACAACACGCCAACCCCCACCGACAUCAACGCCAACGCCAGCGCCAACGCCAACGCCAACGCCAACGCCAACGCCACCCACAACGGCGACGCCGUGCAGCAGAUCGCGCAGCCCGCGCACCUCGCGCCGCUCAGCGCCAACACGCAUAUCGUGUCGGCGUCGCUGUCGCGCUACACGCCCUGCAAGACGAGCGCCGACGCCUUCCAGCUCGGCCUCGCGCGCCGCCCCGACGCGCACGGUAACCCGCCAUCGCCAACGCUUGUUUCACUCUCGUCGAGCGCCUCCGCGCGCAAACGGGCCACCCGAUGGCGAGUGGUCACCGCCGUCGUCACAUAGACCUCGGCUCUCUAAGAGAUCUCAACCAUCCCCUACAUCGCCACCGACCUCGGGAACCGAGACGUCGCGUCCCCCGCGCCCGGAGCGACAAUACCUACGAUCGCUGCCAGGCGGCGGA